AUGACAAUCAUAGAAGAAUUACAAUUAUUGCUGGUAGAAAUUAAAUCAUUUAAAACUAAUAUUUUAAAGGAUAAUAAAGAAAGAAGGAAAAAUUUAGAAUCCACUCAAAAACGUUUGAAUGAAUUAAAUAAAUUUAGAGUUAGGUUAGAAUCAUUAAAUAUAGAAUUAAAGAGGGAUACAUCAAAUGUUGAUAAAAUUGAAGACAUUAAAUAUUAUAGUUCAGGGAUAGAUAAUAUAGUUCUAGAAAUUCAGGGUAUUUUAGAUGAUAGGUUAACUAUAAAUAGUGAAGCUUUAGAAAUAAGUAUGGGGGAAAAUUUUGAUCUAAAAACAGCAGGUAGUUUACUUCCAUUAAUGGAUGGAAAAGAGGAAACUACAAAACAAUUAAUAGAUUCAAUUGAAUUAUAUUCUGAAUUGUUAAAUGCAGAUGGUAAAAAACUUUUAAUUAAUUAUGUUUUAAAAACCAGACUAUCUGGCAAUGCUAAAGUAAGGUUAAAUAAAAAGUAUGAUACCGUUGAAACGCUUGUAAGAGAUAUAAGAGAAAAUUUUACAACUCGAAAAUCUGCCACUACUCUGUCCAAUCAACUCCAUAAUUCCCUUCAACAGAGUAAAACAGUUGAUGAUUUUGGUAGGGACAUUGAACAGUUACUUACUGAUUUAACUUUUGCACAAGCGGGUGAUGAUGAAAAUUUACUAAGUUCGUUACGCAUUGUUAAUGAAAAACUCGCGAUAAAUUCAUUUUGUAAUGGGUUGAAAAAUCAUGAAUUAAGAACAAUCCUUAAAGCACGAAAUUGUAAAACCCUAAAAGAUGCAAUUAACGUUGCACUAGAUGAGGAAAUAAAUAAACCCUCGUCAUCUACUGUUUUUCAAAUGAAUGGUAGAGGUAAUCAAAUCAGAAGAACAAAUUUUCGGAAUUCUAGACCAUUUAACGGGUACAACCGAAACAAUCGAGGAAAUAAUAAUUGUGUUCCUCAUAACAAUAAUCGCGGAUUUAAUAAUUUCAAUAGCCACAAUAACAACCGAGGUAAUUAUGCUGAAUUUAGAAAUAACGAUCGUGGUAGUCAGAGAGGAUCAUAUCGCAGUCGCGGUAACUUUCGAGGUCAUAGAGGAAUCUCAGGUUCUUUUCGUAGAAAUCGCAUAGAAAAGUAA
Molecule: messenger RNA, 1146 nt
Organism: Onthophagus taurus
Lineage: Eukaryota; Metazoa; Arthropoda; Insecta; Coleoptera; Scarabaeidae
Source: RefSeq, a predicted model, not a curated record